Dissoconium aciculare CBS 342.82 is the source of this 470-nucleotide messenger RNA. RefSeq lists its product as uncharacterized. The record is from RefSeq and is a predicted model, not a curated record. NCBI's taxonomy places the organism in Eukaryota, Fungi, Ascomycota, Dothideomycetes, Mycosphaerellales, Dissoconiaceae. Bases 84 to 275 code for a protein of 63 amino acids. The transcript is spliced from 2 exons.
ACUCGAGACUCAUCGUUCGUUGUCAUCAACGCCUGAUCGAUAGAUUCAAUCAAGAUCCACAGCCGUCACAAAAUUAUCGGAAAAUGCUAGGACGAAGGAUCAAGAAGAAGGGCCAAGCAUCUGCCUCACAGCAAAAUGAAAGUCAGAAAACCGCAGAGCAACUCAAUCAAGAACGUGCCGAACGCAACGCCAAAGCUGAAGCAGCGGCUUUCGCACGGGCAGCAAAGAACAGAGAGGCCAUCGAACCGAAGAAGGAUGACACCAAAGCAAAAUGAUGUUUGCUAUACGCCGAGAUCUCAUCAGAGCAGAGCUUUGGAAAUCAUGAGAUGAUUUUCGGUGGCCUGAUGCGGUCGGCGAAGCUGGAAUUCCGGCCACGACUGACGUGCAAGUUGGGAAGCUAUCGUAGCAAAUGUUCCAUCAAAAAUAUACUUGUGCCAUCAUAAAGUAUCGAUGCGUAUUAUGGUGAUAAC